Messenger RNA from Vollenhovia emeryi, 688 nucleotides. RefSeq names its product peroxisomal multifunctional enzyme type 2-like. Gene Ontology annotation, cellular component: peroxisome. NCBI's taxonomy places the organism in Eukaryota, Metazoa, Arthropoda, Insecta, Hymenoptera, Formicidae. The transcript is spliced from 5 exons. Bases 210 to 662 code for a protein of 150 amino acids. The record is from RefSeq and is a predicted model, not a curated record.
UGUGAGAGACACGAUUAUGUAGGACAGAUCCCACUCUACUGAUAUUUGUAAAAUAAAAAGCAUAUAAAUUUUGCACGAAUGGAUAUGAAAGACAACACGUUGGAAUUAUAGGUCACAUAGUCCGUUCUUCGGGCUGUAUCUUGCGGCAAAACUUAUCAGCCGACGUUACGCCUGAAAACGUACGAAACAAUUGGUCAAAAGUAACAGACAUGACUUCGGCAAGGCGAUUCGAGUCGAUCCAGGAAGUAACAGGAGAACUGUUGGGCAUGAUAGAGAACAUGAAAGGCAACGCUCCUUCAAACGAGGUGGACCAUGUCAUCAGGAAUACUUAUAACAUUCGCGAUACUAUAUUAUACGCGCUCGGAGUCGGAGCUACGGUUCAAGAUUCAACUGAUAUGCGUUAUUUGUACGAGAAUGCCGAUGAAUUUGCCGUUUUGCCUACUUUCUACGUUUUGUACGGACCUGUAGGAUGCAUGACCUCGUCUAUCGUGCAAGACGCUCUUCCAUCUGGACAAAUUGAUCCGACACAGUUCCUUCACGGCGAACAAUAUCUAGAAGUUUAUAAGCAAUUGCCUACAGAAGCCACGGUGGAGACACGCUUUAAAGUUCAGGAUGUCAUGGACAAAGGGACAGGCGCCGUUGUCUUAGUUCAACGUAUGUAAAUGCAUAUCAUUCGUGGUACGAUAUU